Molecule: messenger RNA, 699 nt
Organism: Penicillium macrosclerotiorum
Lineage: Eukaryota; Fungi; Ascomycota; Eurotiomycetes; Eurotiales; Aspergillaceae
Product: ORMDL family protein
Exons: 2
Coding region: 1-699 (232 amino acids)
Biological process (GO): negative regulation of ceramide biosynthetic process; ceramide metabolic process; intracellular sphingolipid homeostasis
Cellular component (GO): endoplasmic reticulum membrane
Source: RefSeq, a predicted model, not a curated record
AUGGAUGGACCGCAGCGGUUAUCACCCAAUACCCAGAAGCAGGGCCGCCGGCGGCGGUCCAGCAGCAUCAUCUACCAGGAGCCCGCCGAAUCCAUCGAGCAUACUAGUGACCAAGCUGCACUGCCCAACCUGAAUGCCAACUGGGUCAACGCUAAAGGUGAGUUGAGCUUGAAUCCCAGCCCUCCCCCUCCCCCCAACGUCCCGACCGAACCGAUUUGGACACCGUGGACACGUCCCCAACUCGCAGAACCCCAAGACAAGGCUGACAGGAAUGUUGUCGCGCGAACAGGAGCCUGGACCAUCCAUUUCGUCCUCAUUGCUGCCCUGAAGAUUCUCUUUGACAUUAUCCCUGGUGUCUCGCAGGAGACCUCAUGGACACUCACCAACAUCAGCUACAUGUUCGGCUCUUUCCUCAUGUUCCAUUGGGUGCGGGGCAUCCCGUUCGAGUUCAACGCCGGUGCCUACGAUAACCUCAACAUGUGGGAGCAGAUCGAUAAUGGCGACCAGUACACCCCGACCAAAAAGUUCCUACUCUGUGUGCCCAUUGUGCUCUUCCUCCUCAGCACUCACUAUACCCACUACGACUUGACCUACUUUACCAUCAACUUUUUGGCCACUCUGGCGGUCGUCAUCCCAAAGCUUCCUUUCUCGCAUCGGUUGCGAAUAGGUCUCUUUUCCGAUUUGCCAGAGGACUCAUAG